GUAGCUCAGUCUAGUUCUGUUUUCGUUGGCGAACGGUCAUGUGUCCGGUUACUACGAUUUUGUUGGGGCUUGUUGGGCUGCUGGCACUGGUAUACGUAUUCUUAACAUGGAACUUCAACUAUUGGAAAAAGCGUGGAAUACCAAGUGCCAAGGCAUGGCCUUUCGUGGGCAGUUUCCCCAGUGUGUUCACCCAGAAACGGAACAGGGUCUACGACAUUGACGAUAUCUACAAUGAGUACAAGGACUCGCACAGCAUUGUUGGAGUGUUCAAUACUCGUCUUCCACAACUUUUGGUAACAACUCCAGAGUAUGCGCACAAAAUAUAUGCCUCGGACUUUCGCAGUUUCCAUGAUAAUGAACUGGGUUUGUUUACUGACAAAAAGGUGGACAAAAUCUUGGCCAACAACCCAGCUGUACUCAGGGGAGAUGAAUGGAAGGAGAGGCGAGCCGAAGUAACGCCAGGACUUUCAGCAAACCGGGUCAAAGCCGUCUAUCCUGUGUCCCAAGAUGUGUGCAAGAAGUUUGUCGACUAUAUCAAAAAACAAAUCAAAAUGGCUCCGGCUGAUGGAAUAAACGCCAAGGAUCUGUGCCUGUGCUACACCACCGAAGUGGUUUCGGACUGUGUCCUUGGAAUUUCGGCCCAGAGCUUCACGGAUAACCCCACACCGCUGGUUGGAAUGAUCAAGAGGGUUUUUGAGGGGUCAUUUGCCUUCAUAUACUUCAAUGUAGUGGCCAAUCUGUGGCCUCCAAUCAGAAAACUGUACAGCGUACCAUUAUUUUCCAAAGAUGUGGAGAACUUUUUUUUCGACAUCAUGAAGAAGUGCAUCCAGUUGAGGAAAGAGAAUCCAGUUCAGCAACGAGACGACUUCCUUAAUUACAUGUUGACCCUUCAAGAGAAAAAAGGUCUAGAUACAGUGGAGUUGACCUCGCAUACGAUGACUUUCCUCACCGACGGAUUCGAGACAACGGCUGGAACUCUGGCUCACAUCCUUUUGUUGCUGGCACGGAAUCCCGAGACUAUUCGAAAGUUAAGGGAAGAGGUAGGCACCAAGGAACUGAACUUCGAGGAGCUGAGUGAACUGCCCUACAUUGAAGCCUGCAUUCAUGAAACACUACGAAUUUUCCCACCUGCUUUGUAUGCACGGAAACUCGUAUCUGAGACGUAUGAAUUUGUUAACAAAAAUGGUGUCAGAGUUAAAGUUUACCCCGGUGAUGUCGUCCUAGUUCCAGUAAACUCCCUUCAAAAGGAUCCCCAGUACUAUGAAGAUCCGGAAGAAUUCAAACCAGAACGAUUCUUGGAGUCCAAUGGUGGAGCCAAAAAGUACAGAGAUCAAGGAGUUUACUUUGGAUUUGGUGAUGGGCCCCGCAUCUGCCCAGGUAUGAAAUUCUCAAUCACACAACUCAAGGCGGCUCUGGUGGAAAUAGUCCGUAACUUUGACUUUAAAGUUAACCCAAGAACUCGCACGGAUAAUCGAUUUGAUGACACAUUCUUUAUGGCCGCUUUAAAAGGAGGCAUUUGGCUAGACUUUAAGGAACUGAAAUAA
This is a messenger RNA of Drosophila bipectinata, 1544 nucleotides long. RefSeq names its product probable cytochrome P450 28d1. The record is from RefSeq and is a predicted model, not a curated record. NCBI's taxonomy places the organism in Eukaryota, Metazoa, Arthropoda, Insecta, Diptera, Drosophilidae. Gene Ontology annotation, molecular function: iron ion binding; monooxygenase activity; oxidoreductase activity, acting on paired donors, with incorporation or reduction of molecular oxygen.